UUUAAACAGACUACGGAUGAGCUUUUCGCUCUGCUCAAGGAAUGUCGGCACUGAGUGAGGUUGGAGUGUCAAUUCGGGCAAUGGUUUUCAACAUGACUCGUUGAUGCUUUGAAUGCACAGAGCUGAAACAGAUUCGCUGUGCUGCCUCCUUCGAAUUCAACAACGCAGUGUGUCAAAGACGUUCAUGGCACUCGUAGUCGCAAAUCGUUGCGCUGCUUGUGAGGGAGCUGAGCUCGUUGGAGUGUCAAAGACGUUCACGGCAAACCUUCGAAUUCAUUUCUGCUUGCAGCAAGCUGAAAUGAGUUCGCAAAAUGUUCGGCUGCUUGUGAGGGAGAUUUCCGACUCGAGGCCAAGCGGACAGACUUGAAAACAUUUUCUUCUUCAUCAGCAACAGGAGCUCUUCUCUAGCUCGUCGUCGCUAGUGUUUGGUGGUUUUGUCUAGGGCUCUAUUCCAGCAGCAUCGAAGCGCUUCAUGGCACGUAGGGAGUUGAUCUUCUCUUCUUCUUCUUCUUCUCCUUGAUCUGAUCCGAUUCAUUUCUCUGCCCCUCUCAGAGCAGAGUUUUUGGAAUGCAAUCCAGACCUUUGCGUUCCA
This is a messenger RNA of Selaginella moellendorffii, 592 nucleotides long. RefSeq lists its product as uncharacterized. Bases 113 to 367 code for a protein of 84 amino acids. The record is from RefSeq and is a predicted model, not a curated record. The transcript has 3 exons. Lineage: Eukaryota; Viridiplantae; Streptophyta; Lycopodiopsida; Selaginellales; Selaginellaceae.